AUGCUAGAUGAGUUCAGUGCUGCAUGCUCACACUUUUUUGUUGCCUUUGCCAAAUGCAGUGAGCCAGUGAGAGCCCUGUCCUCUGAUGUGGCUGUUCGACUGGACUCUGGCUCAAAUGGCAUCCGCGGCCGACUGCCGAGUUUAUUCGGUGACCUGUGCCUGCGGAACUUUCACCAAGUGAAGAGAAUGACUUUCACUCCAGUCGAAUCCGGCAUCGGCGGCAUCCUCAUUGGCCUGUCCGCCGCGCUGGCGUACCUGGGCGAUGGGAAGAUCGCAGGGAUCAGUGGCAUCGUUGGGCCCUUCUUGCGCGGAGUCGGCAAGUGCCAGCCCAUGAAAGAUGGCCAGCUGUGGAAAGCUCUCUUUGUUCUCGGGCUGGUCAUUGGUGGUCUUGUGAACUUGUAUUUCAAUCAAGGCUUCGCUUACCCGCAGGCCUUGAAGAUUUCCUUGGUUAAAUACUGCCUGGGUGGAGUUUGCGUUGGCAUUGGUACUCGAGCUGGCAGAGGUUGCACGAGUGGACACGGCAUUUGUGGUCUCCCUCGACUUGCCCCACGCAGCUGGAUUGCUGUGCCCACCUUCAUGGGAGUAGCGGCCAUCACAGUGGCUUGGACUAGGCACUCCGCGGGCUUUGGCACCUGGCAAAUGGCGAAGCUCCAGUGGCCUCCCAAAUGGGAGUUCCCGGUGGCUGCAGCCCUUUCCAGCUUGUUGCUUGCUUUGCUGGCGGUGUUCCUGCCCUCCAAGUCUCUUCGGAGCAUGGUAUCGCCACUGUCAUGCGGAAUAAUCUUCGGCUUGGGCUUGGGUGUGUCUGGGAUGACAAACCAAGCAAAAGUCCUGGACUUCUUGGACUUCGGGGGGACCUGGGAUCCAAGCUUGGCUUUUGUGAUGGGCCUGGGGCUUUGCGUCUCCUUUCCGGCCUUCUUGUUCGCAGAGAAUGAGGACAGGAAACCCUUCUGCGGAGAAGACUGCAGCUUUGAGAAGCCUUCCAAGACUGGGGACUAUGGCUCGCUGGUGCUGGGCGCCACAUUCUUUGGCCUUGGUUGGGGGCUGGUGGGAAUCUGCCCAGGGCCUGCACUGGCUGCAGCUGUUCCCUACAUGAUUGCGGAUGGGACCGCUGGUCUCUACUUCGGUCUCAGUGUGCUGCUGAUCCUGGUCUCUUGGCUUGUGACGGACCAAGUCAUCACCCAAGUGAACGCUCCAGCGCCCGUGAAAUCGGCAGAGGCAAGAAAGCUGCUGGAUGAGAAGGCUUGA
Molecule: messenger RNA, 1245 nt
Organism: Symbiodinium pilosum
Lineage: Eukaryota; Dinophyceae; Suessiales; Symbiodiniaceae
Source: the annotation of a GenBank genome assembly